AUGGCCACAACUAAAGCGGGCGGUAAAUUAAUGAAAAAUCUAUUAGCCGAAAUCAGAAGAAAUAGCUCCGAAGAAAAUUUUAUGAAUUCGCUUCCUGCUAAGUACAUCAGUUCACAAUUUAGAAAGUUUGAAACCACACAACAGCAACAUUGUAGAGCAAGAGAGGAAGUACAGUUCAUAGGGGAAACGUAUUUAUGUUACCUUGAAUCCAUUCGAAAGCUGAAGGAGAUCAACGCGCAUUAUACUGGUCGGGGCGAGAGGAGCGUUCGCGAGACGGCCGAUAUGGUUGGAUUCAAACUUCCACACGAUCCGAAACCAUAAUUUCGAAGGAAUGAAUAUCGAUCAAUAUAUUGCCUGUUUAGAAAUCUA
Molecule: messenger RNA, 369 nt
Organism: Toxorhynchites rutilus septentrionalis
Lineage: Eukaryota; Metazoa; Arthropoda; Insecta; Diptera; Culicidae
Product: protein FMC1 homolog
Exons: 1
Coding region: 1-321 (106 amino acids)
Cellular component (GO): mitochondrion
Source: RefSeq, a predicted model, not a curated record